Molecule: messenger RNA, 1063 nt
Organism: Lolium perenne
Lineage: Eukaryota; Viridiplantae; Streptophyta; Magnoliopsida; Poales; Poaceae
Product: hydroquinone glucosyltransferase
Molecular function (GO): UDP-glycosyltransferase activity
Source: RefSeq, a predicted model, not a curated record
GUUUCGGUGGGCGACGACACUACGGGUGCACGCGGUCGGGACGUUGGUGUGGACCAGGCCGGCCGCAUGAACCGCAACCACUCGCGCGUCAUCCGAUGGUUGGACCAGCAGCCACGCGGAUCCGUGGUCUUUCUGUCCUUCGGGAGCGGCGGCACGCUCACAUGGCGGAAGACGGCCGAGCUAGCGCUCGCUCUAGAGAUGACUCACCGUCGCUUCCUUUGGAUCAUCAACAGGCCAGACGAAGACACGGCCAGCGGCGCUUUCUUCGGAACCCGGCGACGAGAGGAAGAUGACGACGAGCUCGGCUUCCUGCCGCGGGGCUUCAUCGAGAGGACGUCCGAGGUGGGGCUCGUCCUCCCGUCGUGGGAGCCGCAGACGGCCAUCCUCGCGCACACCUCCGUCAGCUGCUUCGUGACGCACUGCGGGUGGAACUCGAGUCUCGAGAGCAUCCUCAAUGGCGUGCCCAUGGUCGCUUGGCCUCUCUACGCCGAACAGAAGAUGAACACUGCCAUGUUGGAGGUCCAGGCCGGGGUGGCCAUCCGCGUCCACGCUGACGCCGAUGGGUUCUUCAACAAGGAAGAUAUCGCCAUCGCCAUCCGACAUGUGAUGGGCGAGGAAGAAGGAGCAGGCAUGUUUCGUGAAUUUAGAGACAAAGCGGAACAGGCUCUAACCGAAGGUGGUUCUUCGGCUAUUGCAUUAGCCCAGGUCGCAGAUAAGUGGAGAUCUUCUUGCACUGAGAAGUUCUUCUAGCACUGAGAAUCUGUUUCUCCACUUCUGUAAGUACCAUGAGUUAUUUAAAUUUUCUAAAACCAUAUAAUUCAUAUUGGGCUCGACUGUACUUUUGAUUUGCUGAAAUGUUAUUACUCCAUCCGAUUCAUAAUAAACGUCGGUGCUUUACUACAACUUAAAUAUAAAAUUGUACUAAACCAUCGAUACUUAUCAUGAAUUGGAGGGAGUACAAAAAAAUUAUGCAUUUCAAGAAUGCCAUGUACUUUAUGGUUUUUUAUGUAUUAACAUCUGAUUUGAACAAGUGCAAAAUACACUAGGGACGCGUUUGGUAGCC